AUGGCGGAUGUCGCUUCGAGCAAGCCCAGUGCUAUUCACGAAAAGGAGAGACAUCAAUUACUAAAUAAUUUAUUAGGAUCAGUGAAACAGUGUCAAACUCGAUUUGGUGGAAGAUCAGAGCUCGCUACCGAAAGCGACCAAUUGGUUUUUAAUUUAUGUAGGUCUCUAGAAGCUGUGCUUAAUCAUGGUCUUAGAAGUAGGCCACAACCGAAAAAUUCAUCAACCUUUGAACAGGUGACUGGUCUCGUAGCCAAUACUUUUCGAUACUCUAAAGAAGUUCCGUGCUUUUGGCACUAUGUUAAACAACAUUUAAAUAAACAUGAAUUAGAAAGAUUUUCGUCUUUAAAAGAAGUAUGGACAGAUGUUGGUAAAGGUCGAGCUUGGCUUCGUUCUUCUUUAAAUGAAAGGUCUUUAAAUAGGUAUAUGCAAAGUCUGUUAUCAAAACCAGAUGAUGCAUUAGUAUAUUAUCAUGAGUGGUCAUUAUUGCUUGAUCAAGAAUUAAAUUCAACACUGCCAAACAUUGCAGCUGGAUUAAGUUCAGUAUUUUUUGCCAUUGGCAUCAAUGAAAAAAAAUUAAAUGGAAGCAUUGAAAAUGUUGAUGAUUGCCAUUUAUCAAAAUCUGAACCGAUUUUAGUAAUUCCUGUUAAAGAAGCUCAAACAAAUCAUAGAAGGAGAAAAACAACAGGACAGGUUAUAUCAUUUGAAAACGAUGUUGAAGAUGAAAAUUUGCUCGAUAGUUACAGUGCUCCUCCAACGUGUUUAUCAUCUUCAGCUCAGUCUGCCAGUUAUCUUUGCUCAUCAUCUGAGCAAAAAUCAUUUGAUUAUUUUUAUCCAGUAAAAAAACCAGAUCAAACUUCACACAGUUCAAAUGACUCUUCAUUUCAAGAUUUUGAUUCGAUCAGUAAAAUAGAAUCGAUAGUUGAAGAAAAACCAGUAGAGGUUAUGCGAACAUUGAUUCCUUUAAACGAUAAUGUCGGUGAAUUAAUUUUGAUCAGCGAAGAUCAAAUUUCUGAAGAUGUUGUUGACAAACCUUUUAAAGCAGAAGAUAUAGAAACAGUUUUAAAUUCAUUGGAAGAAGUUAAAGAUAUUAAUUCAAGGUUAAAAACUAAAUUAGUGUCAUUGGCUCAACAGAAAAAAGAAGAAAAUUCUAAAUUGCAAAGUAGACUUCAAACUUUAACUAGAGAAAAUGAAGUUCUCAAACAUCAAUUGAGAAAAUAUGUCGAAGCUGUACAGAUGUUAAAUAAAGAUGGAACUGCUGCUCAUGAAGCUCUGGCAUGUUUAGAAGCAGGAAAAGAUGCACUCUUAGAUAGAGCAGAAGCUAUGCAAUACGAACAAAAACUUGUUCAAGUUGCUGAAAUGCAUGGCGAAUUAAUAGAAUUCAAUGAUAAGUUGCAAAGAAUCAUACAAGCGAAGGAAAAUGUUAUAAAACGAUUGGAAAGAGAAUUAACGGAUUUAAGAGGACCCAUUCCAAGUACUUUACUUUGGGAAGAAGGAAUCAUUUCAUUUCCUGAAAUAUUAAUUAAUAUUUGCAUUCCAUCUGUUUUCCUUACCGGAGGAUCAUCAGAUAUUCAUCACGUUUAUCAGGUUUGCGUAAGAAUAAGAGAUAACGAAUGGAAUAUUUAUAGACGAUAUAAAGAAUUUUACAAAUUACAUAAAGAUCUCAGAAAAGAAUAUCCAAUGGUGGGAACUUUGGAUUUUCCACCGAAGAAAACCGUCGGUAAUAAGGAUGCAAAGUUUGUUGAAGAAAGAAGGAUACGAUUGCAACAUUAUCUACGUCAGAUGAUUGAUGUUGUUUCGAAAUCCAGAUCGGAUUUAGCUGAUUCGAAAAGUCUCUCGAUGAUUAUUCCAUUUUUUUCGUAA
Pediculus humanus corporis (human body louse) is the source of this 1860-nucleotide messenger RNA. RefSeq lists its product as uncharacterized. NCBI's taxonomy places the organism in Eukaryota, Metazoa, Arthropoda, Insecta, Psocodea, Pediculidae. Bases 1 to 1860 code for a protein of 619 amino acids. The transcript has 6 exons. The record is from RefSeq and is a predicted model, not a curated record. Gene Ontology annotation, molecular function: phosphatidylinositol binding.